Molecule: messenger RNA, 3111 nt
Organism: Naegleria gruberi
Lineage: Eukaryota; Heterolobosea; Eutetramitea; Acrasida; Naegleriidae
Exons: 2
Coding region: 1-3111 (1036 amino acids)
Source: RefSeq, a predicted model, not a curated record
AUGAAUAGUGGAGGAGUUGUGAGAUGUGGAAAUGUUGUGGAAGUGGAUGCUGAGGAAGUGAGGCAGUUGGAUUUAUAUUUGAAAAAAUCAAAACCUGAUUUGGAAAAUUCUCAGCUAGCUUUAUUGGCAUUUAAGGAGACGAGUCAAAUGCUUAUACUCACCAAGACAUUGUCAUCCUUGUCCAUCACACCAAGAACAAUAUUUUACUCUGCAGGGUUUAUCGGAAAUACUAUUGUUCAAUUGAAUGCAAGUGAAAUCAAAUUCACCUCCUUGGCUAAUGUAUUUAACAAUUCAACAAGACCAUACAAAGUUGUUGAUAGGCUUACAUCAUUAUGCUCUUCUACUCUUUCUCAAUUAUAUCAGAACAACACCUUUAUUCCAAAUUAUUAUAUUUGUUUUUUCAAAACAACACUCACAUCAGAGAAUAGAGUUUUCUUCUCAACAACAAGUGAAGGAUUCAGAUGUUUAAAACUAAAUUCGGAUGGGGAUGUAAUAACCAAGGAUGUUUCUAAGGGAUUUAUUGAAGAUUUUGCUACCUCAUUAUGUGUUAUAACCAUAAUAUUUAUAGCCCUUCUGUGGGUACAAGGAUCAUUUAAAAGGAGAAUUAUUGAUACAAAGAGAUAUCCCUUUACCAAUUAUUACUUUGGAAACGAUACUGAUUGGAACUCUUCAACUUUUUCGGAUCUUUCAGUAACUCUUAGACCAAUAUUUCCAUUCUUUAAACAUUUUUCCAAUCAGUUUGACAAGCUUUAUAAACUGAUAUUCAGAUCAAUUCAAAACAAAGUGGACCAGGAACAUAUUAGGAAGUAUAAGAAAUUUGGCUCUUCAACACUGCUGAAAUACCAAUUAUUCUUCGACUUUUUCCUCUUUAUAGUUAUUAGUUGCUUAUCAAUGGUGCAGUUAUUUGUUCCUUCUGUACUAUAUUUCCCAAAUUUUAUUCAAAUACCUAUUAAUUUUGACCUUGGGAAUGACGAAACCUUCACAAGUUAUUGGAUAGGAGGGGCUGAUUUUGUACCUAUCAGUUUGGGUUUUUGGUUAAUAUCCCUCACUUUGAUGAUAUUGGGAAUAAUUUUGUUAAUAGUUACUUCUAGUUCAAAAGAAAAGAUGAUGUAUUGGAGCACAAACUCUUUGCCAGACACCAACAUUUUGGUUUUCACUGAUGCAAUCUUCAAAAUUAUUUUCAUAGUCUUGAUUAAUGUGAUAAUCAUUUUACUACCGUUCUGGACAUUUACCAUUAAGGGAGUUCUUAUGGUGGUUAUUACAAUAGCAUCUAUUUUCUAUGGGAGUCAACAAAUUUUAAUUCCAACAGAGAAGGUUAUUCACGCUAUUCAUGAUGGAAAUUAUAAGAUGGUUGUUGCCUUCUUGAUGUUUGCAUAUUUUAAGGAACUUCUAGUGAUCAUACCAUUUUUUAUUCAGAUAUUCAUGGUGGCCGAAACUAUAUUUGGGCUAGUUUGGAGCUUGAUUCUUUCCUUUGUUGCAAACAACAGCAAGCUUUCCUUGAUUGGUAUUUUUGGUAUUGUAAUUAAUUCUGCAACAAGUUUACUUCAAGACUUACUACAGCCAUCCAGAGUUACCAGGAAAAAGAUUGUGGAAAGGUCAGAUACAUUCGUUUUUCCCUCUCUAACAAAGACCAGCACACAAUUCAUCCUUGAUAAUGUCGCUGCAAAAUAUGGUGGCAUUAUUAAUACCUACUCUAAACUGGUAGAAAGUAAUGAGAUGGUGGAUUAUACAUACAAGGAUAUUCUCUCAUUAAAUGACAACUUGGAAGAACUUAAGGACAUUACAAGAAAAAGAAGUCAGUCUGUUGGAAAAUCUGAAAACGGUGAAGCUAAGCUAGCAGCAACAACUAUUGAAAAAAUUCACAACCCUGUUAACAUCAAAUUCGAAAAAAAUGAAGACAAAAACGAAGAGGAGCUAAAAACAAGAUAUACGGAGAUCAAUGAUAGGCCAAAGUACAUGCAUGUUCUCUUCAAGAAAGAAAUUGCCUUACUCGUUAGAGGCAUCUUCCUUUCAACGCAAGAGAAGAAAAAUGAAAAAUUGAGAGUAAUCUUUAAGAGAGGAGAGAGGCUUUAUACUCCAUUGUUGAAUACAGACAUCAGAAGAAUCCAUCACAAUUUAGUGGGUAGAGUCAAGAUAGCAACAGGAAAUCUGAGUAAUUAUUUAGUAGUAAUUUUGAUUGCAAUGAUUAUUUUCUUGUCUUUUACUUAUUCUGGUGCUGAAAGUGAUGGUAUGGACAUUAUGUCAAAUAUGGCUAUUGUUAUUUCAAUCUUUAUUCCACAACUUUUUGGAAGAUUGGAUGAAGGACAAGUUGAUGAACUAUUCGAAAGAAGAAUUGAGGAAACUAUCCUUUUAACCAAGAGAGAUCUUGCAAAGAAACUUGACUUACCAGAGAAGGAUCUCAAUUUUUGCAUUUUCAAUUUUCAAAACGAUUCAGAUAUUAGUAACUUUUUAGAGCACAACACCCCAGCAGUGUCUGAAACUAUUGGAAGAAAAAUAUUGGAACAUUGGGAAAGUGCUUCAACAAAUGGAUUUAUUACAGCUCAAAAAUUCAAGCCACUCAUGCUUAUUGUAUGGGAUGAAACCCUUAAAAUCAAUGCAAAGAAGGGCACUGCUUCCGCUACAAAUGACUAUCUCAAGACUCAUAGCCAAUUCUUGACAUCAUUUUCAAACAUAAUUUAUUGUAUUAGUAAUUUUGAGGCUGACUCCUUUGUGAGUGCUUACGAAUUCAUUCACGCUGUGGAGCUUCUCAAAAAAUCAAUCACAAGAAAGGAAGAAGAUCAAUGCUCAGAUAUGGAUAUAACAUUUGCAUUUCUAUUCUUUUGCUAUUUGAGAGGAAGAAGUGCUGAAGUAGGAAUGGUGAAUUGUAAUUCUUUAGAAGUUAGUUUUGCAGAAGAAGAGUAUAACCAUUUCUUUUCCACUUUCUAUACUUGGAUAGCUGUUAACGAUACCAAGAGAGAAAAGCUAAAGGAAGCAAAACAAUUUAUUGAGUUGGUAUUCUCUGUGUAUAGCUCUGAGCAGCGUCUAUCAUUGGAACAUUUCUUGAAUAGCUAUAGAUCGGUCAGAAGUGCAAUGUCCAACACAAGUAGAUCGAUUGAAAUCGAAGAGUUUUGA